CUUACUGAGAUGACCAAGGUCAUAGUUGGAGAACGAUCCGUGACGUGGCUCAUCCACGAGCGCCCGUUGAUGGAGAUCUCUGGCUUUGCCAGAAUAUUCCUGUCGUGGCCAUCUCACGGCAUGAGCCCGUUCGAGUCAAUAAUCAAGUUGCCCUUCGAAGAUCCUGAAACUUUCGAACACUUCGUCAGAUAUGUCUACUCUCGAGAGGUUGCCGAAAUGACUGUUCUAGCUGUGCUCAAAUUGUACACUCUCGCAUUCCGACUUCAAGCCCCUAGCCUGUGCGAAUUCAUUCUUCGUGUUCUCAAGCAGAGCGUAUCUUCGAUCGAACAGUCAGACGUACAAUAUAUCAUGAACAAUAUAACUCUUUCCAAUCCAUUACGACUUCGUUGCUUAAUAGUGAUCACCAACUCGAUUUUCAGGCAUGAGAUCGACCCGGACAGCUUGAUCGCAGCAGAUAUCUACAACAAACACGCCAUAGAACUACUUUCU
Molecule: messenger RNA, 489 nt
Organism: Exophiala aquamarina CBS 119918
Lineage: Eukaryota; Fungi; Ascomycota; Eurotiomycetes; Chaetothyriales; Herpotrichiellaceae
Exons: 1
Source: RefSeq, a predicted model, not a curated record